This is a messenger RNA of Thalassophryne amazonica, 2531 nucleotides long. It is a transcript of the gene klhl36, whose product is annotated as kelch-like family member 36. NCBI's taxonomy places the organism in Eukaryota, Metazoa, Chordata, Actinopteri, Batrachoidiformes, Batrachoididae. Bases 637 to 2253 code for a protein of 538 amino acids. The transcript has 10 exons. The record is from RefSeq and is a predicted model, not a curated record. Gene Ontology annotation, molecular function: cullin family protein binding.
UGACAACUGAGAUGAAGAGAUCAAGCUAUUUCAUGCCAAUGGAGUUGGAGGUGCUACUGCAAGCUUCUGGGCAAUACGAGCAUAUAUUCCCUAUAAAUGUAACACUGCUGCUGCAGCGAAGGAGAGAGGAGAGAGAGCGAGAGACGGCAUGAUGGGAGAAAACUGCUGCCCGAGUCAACGCCUACGUUGAAAUACACGACUUCACUGACAGAACAUCUAACCACACUUAAGAUCGUAGCCUACAGGUAUAAAUAACACGGGAAUAAAAUCUGACUUCUGUUUAGGUGCAACCCAACGGGAAAAGUGAACCAAAGCAGCUGAAAAUGAAACAUAAAAACAUCCUUCCUGAAAGGCAGAUGAGUCACCGUGACUACAGAUAAUGGAUAUUGGCAAACUGAGUCAUAUAUGUUGGCCCCAACGGAUCAGUGAAUCAUCAUUCCAGACGGUAGAACUACACAUCAGCUAUGAAACAUUUAACAGGUGUUCCGCUAUGUGGAUCAGGCUGAGGAGGUAUUGAAAGGACUUGACCAGCAGCGACAGAACCCCCAGCUGUGUGAUGUGGUGCUGGUGGCCAGCGAGCAGCGGCUUCCUGCUCACCGCGCCCUGCUGGCCAUCACCAGCCCAUAUUUCCACUCGAUGUUUACUUUGGGCAUGACUGAGAAGCACCAAACUGAGGUGGAGCUAGUUGGGAUGUCCUACGUGGGUCUGAAGGCUGUGGUGGACUUCCUGUACAGCGGAGAGCUGCUACUGGAUGGAGGGAACAUUUACACCGUGCUUCAGGCGGCGCACCUGCUGCAGGUUUGGAGAGUAGUGGAUUUCUGCUGCCAGUACCUGGAGAAGGAGGUGAGUGAGGAGAACUACCUGGACCUACAGGAGCUGGCACUCACCUACAGUCUGGAACGGCUCGACGUCUUCAUCGACCGCUUCAUACUAAGACGCUUCGCCACACUUUCCUUCACGCCGGCUUUCCGCCACAACAUUCCUUUGGCCAAACUUAUCUCCUACCUCUCGAGUGACCAGGUCCAGCACGGCAGUGAGCAGCUCCUCCUCCAGGCCGCCCUGAAGUGGCUCAGCCACACUCUGGAGCGGCAGCAGUGUGCCACGCAGCUUCUCUCCUGCGUCCGCUUCCCUCUUGUACCGGCGGGAGAACUGGUAGACAGCGUGCUGCCGGCACUGCGGGCCGUGAUGUCAGAGCACGAACGCUACGAGGCCCUGCUGAAGGAAGCCCUAAAAUAUCAUGCCAGCCGAAGCGCACAGCCACUCCUUCAGACAGAGCGCACAGUGCUGAGGGGGGGAGUGGAGCGCCUACUGCUGGUGGGAGGAGAGAUAUCAGAGCACAGUGAGGAGCUGAGCGCCAGCGUCUGCUGGCUGGACAGUCAGUCUGGAAGCUGGGAGGUAGAAACCAAGCUGCCGGCCCAGAGGAGUCAUCUCUGUCUGGCAGUGCUGGGGGGAUUCAUCUACGCAGCUGGUGGAAGCUCAUCCAGAGACAGCGGUGGUGAUACCUGUAACCUGCUCUACAGAUACGACCCCCGCCACAGCUGCUGGACCACAGGUGCUGCAAUGAACCACCGGCGUGUGGCUUUUUACCUGGGCACGCUGGCAGACAGCCUGAUUGCUGUGGGGGGGAGAAAUAACACCACAGCCUUGUCCUCGGUGGAGGUGUACCACCCUGCUGAGGACUGUUGGACCGAUGCAGCUGCACUACCCAGGCUGACCUAUGGUCACGCUGGCACCGUCCAUCAUGGUGUGGUCUAUAUCUCCGGUGGUCAUGACACUCAGAUUGGCCCGUAUCGACAAGAUGUCCUGAGUUAUGAGCCAUCACAGGAUGCAUGGGUGGAGUGCCAGCCCAUGUCUGUGGCCCGAGGGUGGCACUGCAUGGCUUCCCUCAACCACCUCAUCUAUGCCAUCGGUGGAAGUGAUGACCAUGAAGACACCACCGAGCGUUUUGACAUCUUGGACGUUGAGUCCUUGGACCCACGCUAUGGCCAGUGGACACAGGUGGCACCACUGCUAUUGCCCAACAGUGAGGCAGGACUUGCAGUUUGGGGGAGUCAGAUCUAUGUGCUCGGUGGGUAUAGCUGGGAGAGAAUGGUGUUCUCUAGAGCCACCCAGGUUUACGACCCUGACCAGGACUCGUGGUCCAGAGGAUUUGACUUGCCAAAAUGCACAGCUGGAGCCUCUGCCUGUGUGUGCACUGUGAAGCACUCAUCAUUGUCCUCCUCUUCUGACAGGAAGAAGGUGGGCACAGGAUGAAACCAACCUGCCUCCACAGAUGGUCCUCCCCCCCUACAGAAGAGUCUGACUGAAGUAGUGCAGAUCCCAGAACAGAACAGAAUUUAAACGCUGUCAUGUCUGUAUCUGUACAACGUAAUGUGUAGGCCCAGAGUUUUCGCAUUUGAAAAAUGGAACUGUUUAGAAUCCCCCCCCCCCCCCCCCCCCCGAAAAAAUGGAUUUUAAAAAAUCCAAAAUGGCUGCCAUUUCACUUCUUUUAUACACUCAAAAAUAAAAAUAAAACAAAAAUAUAAACGCAA